AGCAAACAAUGAGUAGAAAAUAAUAAUAAUUGAAUUCUUAUAAACAAGAUUUUGAUUAUGAUUGACAGUUGGAAUAUUUCAAUAAGAUAAUAACCUGAGGAUAAUUACGAAAAAAUUAGUAAUGUUAAUAUAUCGCUGCAGAAGAUAUAUUUCAAAACAUUUUUGUCAUUAUCGAAAUUUUCUUAUCUAUUCAGUAUAUAACUGAGUGCUUUUUGGUGAUGGGUAUCAUUAACGACGUUGACUUCGAAUUCUCAAGUGCAUAUUACAGUCGACAAGAUGUUCUACUGGAUCAUAUCAGCAGCGUUGAUCGCAAGUGCAUCGGCGUCUCCGUACAGAAAUCCGCCAUGCAACUGGGCUAUUAUGUGCUCUCCAAGCCAAAUCAACACCGUCAGCGGGGAUGAUCUGAUAACCAUGAACACUUAUCAAACCAUCCCCAUGCCUGUAAGUCCUGUGGACAAUUCAAAAACCGAAAUUUCGACAAGUACUAAAACGUCUUCCGGUAACGCAGAUUUUGAUUCCUCCCAAAUCAAAUAUUUCAUGGACUAUUUUAACCACACUGUAACCACGUCCGUCCCACCUACAACUACAAUUACUGAAGCACCAAAGCCCCAAUUCUCAGAAGCUGAGAUGGAAAUGAUUUUUAAAUCUUUUACGAGAUACUUCAAAGAUUAUUUUUUUUCCGCAAAAGCUCCAUCUACGACCACAACUGAAGCUACAGAACCUAAAACCAACCAGUACCGUACAAUCGAUACUAAAAUUUUGAGAGGACACACCAACUCUUCCGGUAACGCAGAUUUUGAUUUCUCCCAAAUCAAAGAUUUCAUGGACUAUUUUAGCCACACUGUAACCAAGCCCGUCCCACCUACAACUACAAUUACUGAAGCACCAAAGCCCCAAUUCUCAGAAGCUGAGAUGGAAAUGAUUUUUAAAUCUUUUACGAGAUACUUCAAAGAUUAUUUUUCUUCCGCAAAAGCUCCAUCUACGACCACAACUGAAGCUCCAGAACCUAAAACCAACCAGUACCGUACAAUCGAUACUAAAAUUUUGAGAGGACAGACCAACUCUUUCGAAAACUCCCAAAAAAUUUCGGGCAAAUUUGCCGGCGAGGAAAAAUUCGACUCUAUGGCUUGGAAAAAAUCAUUCGCCGACCAUCCAGAGCUUUGGGAAAAAUACUUGGCUUACCGUAAGGACCACACCGUUUCUCAACCUAACUUCGGUCCUUCUUUCAAAAAAGCACCCGAAAAUCCGGAACCCUGCGAUGAAGAAACUAAACAAUUCGCCCUCAAUAAUAAAGAUUUGAUCUCGGUAUUUUCACCAAUAACUACUAUUGCUCCAGCACCAGCAUCAUCUCAACCAACUGUCAUCAAGACUAUUUCAGGAUCCCAGGGUGUUGGACGUAUUAAAUCAACUACUUCCAGCAUCAUGCAAUACAUCUCUGAAAAUAAACCCACUGGGUAUAGAAUGAUUUCUGGCGAGAACUUGUUCAAGGUACCUCACACUUCCUCGGCUGACUUGAACCAAUUAACUCAAAUAAAAAAAGUCCCGACUUUUCAACAAAAUCCUUGUGAAUUCUCAUUGACUGGAACCUUUAGAUUUAUUCCCUGUAAUAAUUUGAUGAACCAAGAAACUGUUGUGCAGAAAACUAUUCCUAUUAUCAAUUCCGCGGAAACAUACAAAUUCGAGAGUCCAUUUGAAUUUUCUAACGCCAACAACGGAUUUGAAAUUAAAGAAGCUGCAGACUACUAA
Messenger RNA from Cotesia glomerata, 1746 nucleotides. RefSeq lists its product as uncharacterized. The record is from RefSeq and is a predicted model, not a curated record. The transcript has 3 exons. The coding region runs from base 277 to 1746 and encodes 489 amino acids. NCBI's taxonomy places the organism in Eukaryota, Metazoa, Arthropoda, Insecta, Hymenoptera, Braconidae.